Molecule: messenger RNA, 1566 nt
Organism: Talaromyces rugulosus
Lineage: Eukaryota; Fungi; Ascomycota; Eurotiomycetes; Eurotiales; Trichocomaceae
Exons: 2
Coding region: 1-1566 (521 amino acids)
Molecular function (GO): acid phosphatase activity
Source: RefSeq, a predicted model, not a curated record
AUGGAUUCCAGAAUGUCAGAUCGUCGACAGGAAUAUCAUAUCGCAGAGAAAGACACGCCUCUGGCCCAUUCUCUCUCGGAAAAGCCCUCUCGCCAAAGGCAAUCGGCCAAGGCACGGCUGGCAUUAUUAACUACAGCACUAUUGGCACUGCUCUUGUUGACUCGACUGUUCAUCUCACCCAGUAGGCCUAAGCAGAUCGUCCCUGGUGAGUCGAAACGCAGUACUCCCCAAAAGGGAUAUCAGCGCCAUCCCAAAGUCUCUCAUUACUGGGGACAGUACUCUCCCUUUUUCUCUUUGGAAAAGCAAUCUGAAAUUAGCACUGCGGUGCCGCCAACAUGCAACAUUGUAUUUGUGCAGGCUCUAGCGCGGCAUGGAGCGAGAUAUCCGACUUCUCACAAGAGCCAAACCUAUGCAGAGCUCAUUGAUAGUAUUCACAAGAACGCCACAGGGUACAAGGGCAACUAUGUCGUUUUGAAAGACUACAAAUACCAGUUGGGAGCAGAUGACCUGACUAGUUUUGGCGAACAGCAAAUGAUUGAUUCCGGGGUGGAGUUUUAUGACCGAUACACGCAUCUUGCACGCGAUAAUGUGCCAUUCGUUCGCUCUGCGGGCUCGAGUCGUGUAGUCGCGUCUGGCCAGUUUUUCAACCAGGGAUUCCAAGCUGCGAAGCAUCGUGAUCCGGAAUCGAACAGGACUCAACAAUCGCCCAUUAUCAAUACCAUCAUACCAGAGGGGAGUGAGUGGAACAAUACUCUGGAUGCCGGUUCUUGUCCGUCUUUUGGAAGUGGCCCAGCAGAUGCCGCCCAGGAAGAAUUUCUAAAUGUCUUCGCUCCUUCUAUCUUGAAGAAAAUCAGCGCUGGUCUGCCAGGAGUGAAACUGGAGACGAAACAUGUCCCUCUGCUAAUGGAUCUCUGCCCCUUUGAAACCGUGGCGCAAAACCAUACUGGCAGCUUGUCUCCCUUGUGCCGGCUAUUCACUCUAUCCGACUGGCAGUCAUACGAUUACUACAACACUCUUGGCAAAUUCUACGAGUAUGGCAAGGGCAAUCCCUUGGGUCCGACGCAGGGAGUCGGAUUCGUGAAUGAAGUAAUUGCGCGCAUGACCAAGUCUCCCGUCAAGGACCAUACCAGUGUCAACAACACCCUCGAUUCCGACGCGGCCACAUUCCCUCUCGAUGCUGCUCUAUACGCCGACUUUAGCCAUGACAACACCAUCACAUCGAUCCUUUUUGCAUUUGGCCUGUACAACGACACUGCCAACCUUCCGACAGAUCAAGUACAAUCCGCGAGCAAGAGCCACGGGUACUCGUCUUCCUGGACGGUUCCCUUUUCGUCGCGGGCAUAUAUCGAGAUGAUGCAAUGUGAUGGCGAUAAUUCGGCCAGCGAACAACCACUUGUGAGGAUUCUCGUAAACGACCGCGUUGUGCCUUUGCGUCGAUGUGAUGUCGACGCGUUGGGUCGGUGUAAAAGAGAUGACUGGAUUCGGGGACUGGAGUUUGCUCGAAGCGGUGGCGAAUGGGGGAGCUGUUACGAGACUUCUUCGUCGUCGUCAUCGUCGUCUUCUUAG